This is a messenger RNA of Puccinia graminis f. sp. tritici CRL 75-36-700-3, 339 nucleotides long. RefSeq lists its product as uncharacterized. NCBI's taxonomy places the organism in Eukaryota, Fungi, Basidiomycota, Pucciniomycetes, Pucciniales, Pucciniaceae. The record is from RefSeq and is a predicted model, not a curated record. The coding region runs from base 1 to 339 and encodes 112 amino acids. The transcript has 2 exons.
AUGAGACUGUUAUUGAUUGUGGCCGCAUUGAUCCCUUUCGCUUAUCUUCUGGAGCCUGAGAGGCAACUCCAGCCAGAUGGAAAAGGAUUUCGGAAACGCGCGUAUCGUGAUCCCAUUGCGAUAGUCAAAGCCCCCGCAAAACGGAAGAAACGUAACACACCGAAUAAACCAAAUAAACCAAAUAAACCAAAUAAACCGAGUGAACCGAGUGAACCGAGCGAAACGAAUACUUCAUCGAUUGACCUGGGGCCUGGAUUCCUUCAACGGCCGCAUAAAGAUGAUACGAUUUAUGCGUUGUACUCUGGAGCAGACGGGUACUAUACCGAGAUGUUUAAUUAA